ACAAGAGAUUUAAAAUGCGAAUCGGGGCAGCGUAAGUUUGGGGCGUUUCUAGGCCUGACCAUGCCUGAUGAGCAGACGAGGCGGGUGGGGCCCGGCCACAGUGACAGAACUGUCCCUAAGCCCAGGGAAAAGCCCCGUAAGGACCAUGGGAGGGAGAAGGCGCGCUUCCCCAGGCCGGCGGAGGAUGAGAUCAGCAGGUUGAAAGAGGUCAUUUACCUUCAAAGUCAACUUCAGAACCCCCGGAGCUUGGAGAGCGACCAAUUUAGUGCGUCUGCCGACCUGCAACGGAAGCUUAACCAGCUAGAGAAGGAAAAGCUGGAAUUCUGCAUCAAGUUCAACGAGGAGGUUUCCAGGUAUGAAGAGCAGCUGGCCAAACUGAGGGCCGUCGUGGAGAGAGGAGAGGCCCAGCGGCAGAACCUGGAGUACGAAAAGGCCGUGCUUUGCAAGGAGGCCGCGGCGGAGAGGAACACGGCCGAGGAGAGGGCGGCCAGCCUCGGCCGGAAACACAGCCAGCUCCAAGUGCGGAGCGCCGAGCUGCAGCAGCGGGCUUCGGACCUGCAGCGGGCCCUGGCCAUCGCACAGCAGGCCCGCGAGGAGGACCGACGGAGCCUGCAGACGGAGCUGGACCAGAGAGAACGGCUGCUGCUGAGCGCUGGUGCGGGGAACGAGCUGCUGGGCGCGGAGACUAGGCGCCUGAAGGCUCUGCUGCAGGAUCGGGAAGGAGCCCUGCUGGAGCUGCGCAGGAAGGUGGAGGAGAUCCAGAGAGAGCGAGACGAAGAGAGGCAGCAGCGCAGGAGACAGGCCAAAAAGCUGCAGAGUGCCGCGGGACGCGAGGGCGCCCUCCGCAGGCAGCUGGAGGAGCGUUUCCGGGAAUUGGAGGCCACGCUGGAGGCGACAAGGAAAGGCCAGGAGGGGGCGCUCUCCAGCCUGGAGCUGAUGAAGCAGCAGCUCUCUGACGUGGAGGUGGCCAAUGAGCAGGAACAGAACAAAGCCAGGGAUGCGCAGUACAUGCUCACACAGUUGGAGAAGGACUAUCUCUCCAUCAAGUCUGAGCUUGAGGAGAAGCAUAAGGCCAUGGAGGAGAAGGGCCGGACCAUGGAGGAGAUGUCAAGGGCCUUGGAGGAGAAGGGCCGGACCAUGGAGGAGAUGUCAAGGGCCAUGGAGGAGAAGGGCCGGACCAUGGAGGAGAUGUCAAGGGCCUUGGAGGAGAUGGAUAGACGGCUGGAAGACUGCGAAAGGCUGCGAGAUGGAGCGGAGCAGAAGCUUCAGGAGGCCAAGAGGCAGCAGGCCGCGGCACAGGAACUCAGCGAGAGUUUCUUGCGAGAUCUGCGGCAGAUCCUGCACCGAGAGGCAGCGGCGAGGCCACAGGCGGCAGGUGCUGUGGCUGCUGACACGACCCAGAGUCCCUCUGAGCUGGUGGAGAGUCUGAAGGAAAUGGUGCACCAUUACGAGGACUCGGUGGAGAAGAUGACCAGUGAGGUGCUGGAUCUGCGUCGUUUAAAUGAAAAAGCAACUGAGGAGAUCAAGGGCCUCGAAGACAGAGCCUCUGCCUACAGGAAAAGCAUGGAGGAUUCCCACACCAGCCUGGCACAGGCCCUCGAGGAGCUGUCUCUGCUGCGUACCCGCUGCGUGGACAGCGCCGCCCUGGUGGACAGGGCCCAGGAAGAGCUGCUAAGUUCUCGUCGCCGCUGCGAGCUGGAGCAGGAGCGCUCGGCUGCUGCUGUGAAGGAGCUCCAUGAGCUGACUCUCCUUCACCAGCAGGAUCUGCAGGACAAGCUGACCUCCCUGCACGGCCUGUACCAGCGGCUGCUCGUGGGCCGUGUGCUCCUGCCCCAGCCAGACCCCCAGCUGCCCAGCUUCUCCUGGGCCGAACUGAACACCGCCUUGCAGGAGCAGGCGGCCGCACUGACCUCCGACCUCAGCCGCGCUAAUGAGAAGAAGUGGCAGGAGGUGGCAGAGACAGGCCAGGAGAAGGUGGCCAGCCUAGAAAGCAUCCGCAAUCAGAUGGCCCUGGAGCUGGCUCGCUCUCAGCGCCUCCUCCUGCAGGCCCAGCAAGAGAGCGCCGCCCUGCUGGCAGCCUGUGCUCUGCUGGUGGGGGCGUUGGGGCCGCUCCGCUGGCGGCUCGCAGCCCUUUGCACCCAGAAGGCUCGACUCCUGGAACUGCUGGCGGGACACGAGGCCUUGGAGAAGGAGGUGGCCUCGCUGGUGUGGGCGCUGGAGCCCAAAGACAUAGCGCCUCCCGGAGAGCAGGCGGGCCGCGGCCUGAGAGCCUUCCGGAAAGGUGCUGUCGUUGCACUGGCGGCAAACCGCCUGCGGAGGCUUGGGGAGCGCUCCCGGCUGCUGUUCAUCUCGGACUGUGGCCCCACUGUGCUCCCGGCCCUCCCUGUCUGUGCCCUGGGGGCCCGAACCCCAGCAGACUGUGCCAACUUGGCCUGGGAGGAGCAGAAUUCCAGCGUGGUCUUUGGGGGCCUCCACAGCGGGGCCCUGCUGCCCACGGUCCUCAGGGCAAUGGAAGGGCUGCAGCUGAAGGCCCCUGACACAGGGUCCCGUUUGCAGCAAGGAGCUGCCUGGGGCCGUCUCUCCGUGCUGCUGGAGAAGCUGCUCGGUGAGGCCCAGUCGGCCCCCGGGGCCUGGAUCGGGGGCUGGGGGGAGCUGGUGCAGAGGCUGGGCCGCGGCCUCCGCCAGCUCCCAGAUGCCGGCCCUGCCGCCCUCACCAGGAAGCGCAUGGUACAGCUCCUGCAGCAGCACGUCCUGCAGCUGACGCAUCGGCUGCACCGCGUUGAGGUGGAGCGCCGCAGCCUGCGCCUGGAGCUGGCUCAGGCCAAGCGUGAUGCAGGGGUCAAGCGUGAUACGGCGGCAGACGGUGCUCCGCCUGCUCGGGACACGCAGACGGCGGCAGACGGCGCUCCGCCUGCUCGGGACACGCAGACGGCGGCAGACGGCGCUCCGCCUGCUCUGGACACGCAGACGCCGGCAGACGGCGCUCCGCCUGCUCUGGACACGCAGACGCCGGCAGACGGCGCUCCGCCUGCUCGGGACACGCAGACGGCGGCAGACGGCGCUCCGCCUGCUCUGGACAUGCAGACGAGCCUAUCGGAGGCCAAGGCAGAGCUGCAGAGGAAAGAUCAGGCCCUACGUCAGCUCAGCAAGAGCGUCUCCCAAUUGCAGCAAGACAAGCUGGAGCUGGAGCGAGGCGUGCAGCAUGCGGAGAGGGGCUUGCGGGCGGCAGCCCGCACCAAGGAGACCCUGACCAGCUACAUGAGGUCUGUUGCAGGCUGUGUGAAAGACGUCAAAGCGCAAGGCUCCCUGUCACUGACCGCCUCCCCUCUCUGGCUACCCACAGUGCAGCUGGACCCCCCCGAGCCCGCCGUCAACGCCUGUCAGAGCCUGGUCUCCAGCUUCGCGGAGCUCUUCCAGAUGGCCUGCACUCGCAUGGCGCUGCUGGAAGCUGAGGGCUCCUCCCUGCGAGCGCAUGCUGCCGCGCUGAAGGCUGAGUUACAGGACGCCUGCCUGCGUAACGGCCAGGGUGUCCAGGCACCUGCGCCCCCCCCGCCUGGGAUCUCCAGUCACCAGGCUGAUGCCGCUGACGCUGAUCCAGAGUCCCGUGGCUCGAGGCCCGUGGCCCAUCUCUCAAGACGGCUCUCUGCCGGGUGCCUCUCCUGUGAUGUCCAGUUAGCGCUUUUCACAGCUACAAACUCUGGACAUGCCGCCUCGAUGGGGGGGGGGGGGUAUUUACGGCCCCUGACGCCCCCCCUCACUGUUCCCUAAUCAUCCCGGCGUAUCCUCCCGCUUGGAUCCUCCAGACAGGCUUAUUCUACAUCCUCCCUGCCUUCUUGAGAGUGACACGUUUUAGGUGAUUUUCCCUGGCCAUAGGAGGGCGGGGGGGAAUCAAUAAGCCAUUUGAGUGUGUAUCUAUCAAAGCUGUUUCAUACUUGUCUGUUUUGCGGCAGAAAUGUGGCACUUUAAUGGGAUGGGAGCUGGCGGCUGGGAGCUCGUGCCGCUGAUUCCUGUCAUGCCGUGGCAGGCCAGCUAUGGCUCAGCGAGCACCCCCCCGCCCCCUGCCUC
Molecule: messenger RNA, 4065 nt
Organism: Paramormyrops kingsleyae
Lineage: Eukaryota; Metazoa; Chordata; Actinopteri; Osteoglossiformes; Mormyridae
Source: RefSeq, a predicted model, not a curated record